AUGCAUUUAGUCAGUCACCCAACAGUUCAGGGUCUCCUUUGUCAAUGGAGGACAAGUCAGGACUGCAUCAGUCCAGUUUCUCAGCAGGACUCUUCUACUACAGAGCCAUGCUGGUGUAAUCCCUGUUGUCAGAAUGUGGUUCGGAAUCAUAUGAAGGUCUUCCCUGAACAAGUCUUUGUCUGGAUGGCAGCAGAUGUUGCUCCUAAACCUGGAGAUAUUGUUUUAAACUUAGGAUGCAGCCUCUAUGAUUUUCAGUUCUUUGUUGAAGGACAACUGGACUUACUUGGGACAUUUCGCCUUAGCAAAAUGUCCCAAGUAAGUUCAGUUGUCCUUUCCAAGAGCGUUAGAUUUUGA
Messenger RNA from Xyrichtys novacula (pearly razorfish), 354 nucleotides. The record is from the annotation of a GenBank genome assembly. Lineage: Eukaryota; Metazoa; Chordata; Actinopteri; Labriformes; Labridae.